Messenger RNA from Zerene cesonia (dogface butterfly), 3968 nucleotides. RefSeq names its product all trans-polyprenyl-diphosphate synthase PDSS1 (gene qless). The record is from RefSeq and is a predicted model, not a curated record. Bases 61 to 1320 code for a protein of 419 amino acids. NCBI's taxonomy places the organism in Eukaryota, Metazoa, Arthropoda, Insecta, Lepidoptera, Pieridae. The transcript is spliced from 8 exons. Gene Ontology annotation, molecular function: prenyltransferase activity. Gene Ontology annotation, cellular component: mitochondrion; transferase complex. Gene Ontology annotation, biological process: ubiquinone biosynthetic process; isoprenoid biosynthetic process.
GCUUGUGUGAUAGCAUAUUAUGUAGUUCAUGUCCUCAAGCGAUUCGCUGCAGUUGUAGCUAUGGCGUGUUUAAGUUCGAGUAGGCUCUGUGCUCGUGUACAAGAUAAGUUUAUGUGUCAAUUUGGACAUAAAGUUCGAAGGCAGACUGUAUUUGUGAAACUCAAACCUCCCGGACCAACUCCAUUGCGGAUAUUUGGAAAGACUUGUCAGCGCGUGACCACAUGCGGGCCAGCAUGCGGUACCCUGGGAGGCACCGCAACCUCCGGCGCGAUGCGUCGCCUCGCAUCCAGCAUGCAAAGCACAAGCACAGGCUCCCUGCCAGACUACGGUGCACAGAUCGUCGACCCCUACCGCCUGCUCGAAGACGACCUAAAUGGAAUAUACGAAGACAUACGAUCGGAGCUGGAACGCAACACAAAUCAGCCUGAAUUGAACACCAUAGCUACAUAUUACUUCGACGGUCAGGGUAAAGCUCUAAGGCCAAUGGUGGCUAUCCUAAUGGCGAAAGCUGUCAACUACCACGUAUACGGUGAAAAUAGUGCUCUACUGCCAUCCCAGCGGCAGGUAGCAAUGAUCAGCGAGAUGAUCCACUCAGCGUCAUUGAUCCAUGAUGACGUCAUCGACCAGAGCGACUUCCGCCGCGGUAAACCCUCCGUCAACGUGCUCUGGAAUCACAAGAAGGUUGCAAUGGCCGGCGACUUCAUCCUCGCUGUGGCGUCGAUGAUGAUAGCUCGCUUGCGCAGUGAUGAGGUCACGCUGGUGCUCAGUCAGGUGGUGACUGACUUGGUACAAGGUGAAUUUAUGCAACUUGGAAGCAAAGAAACAGAAAAUGAAAGAUUCGCACACUACCUCACGAAGACAUACAGAAAGACCGCGUCGCUUAUUGCCAAUUCCGUUAAAGCGGUUGCACUAUUAAGCGGUGCGGACGAAAGCACGUGCGAGCUCGCAUUCCAGUACGGGCGCAACGUGGGCCUCUCCUUCCAGCUGGUGGACGAUUUGCUGGAUUUCGUGUCCUCGUCGCAGGCCAUGGGCAAACCCACCGCCACCGACCUCAGGCUUGGACUUGCCACUGCCCCCGUACUGUUUGCUUGUGAAAAGUACCCAGAGCUGAACCCGAUGAUAAUGAGGCGGUUCCAAGAGGCGGGCGACGUGGAGAAGGCGUUCGAGCUGGUGCACAAGUCGCGCGGGCUCGAGCAGACGCGCUUCCUCGCGCGCAAGCACGGCCUGGAGGCGGCGCGCCUCGCCAGCGAGCUCGCCGACUCGCCCUACCAGAAGGCGCUCGUCGUCACCACCGACCUCGUGCUCAACAGGAUCAAGUAGUGCGCAGGUGGGCCUCCGACCUCACCUCUAGCGAGCCUACGGAAGGUGGACGCUGGUGUUAUGUCUCCUUUAUAGCUGCUGUGUCACCUGUACGGGGGUUUCUUGGAGAGGCUUUGUGUAUACGGAUGGUGGAUGGUGGAAUUAUGUCUUUGUAGAAGUGGUGUGUAAGCCCCAUGUUCGUACACUCAAGUUAUACACAGGUGGGGUGAUUAACCUCAAAGAGCAGCUUCUUUGAGAACUUCUAUAUUGUGUACCAGGAUUAGGAUUGGUGACUCGUUCAUCUUAAUACAGCUGCUGUGCAUUAAGCCUCACUGCUCGUACACUGCACAAAAGAGGAGUAUUGUAAAACGCCUCGUGACCAGCAGGAUCAACUUUGAUGUUCAUAACAACAGUGUAAUAAUAAUAAUAGUUAUGAACAUCAAACUCGAUUGUGAAAAUGUUAAGAAUUCAAUGAUGAACCAACAACACAUUGUACACCAAUCAUUAACUAGACAUUAGAGGUCAAGUUGGCCCAUACUAGACAUGUUGAGUAUUGUAUUUCUUAAUGUUUCAUUUACUGACCUUGAUCCAAGUUGUAACCGAUUCAAAGACCAGUGGGACUACCCAGUUAAGCAUUGUUCCAUCUCUGUAAAGUGCUAAAACAAUUAAAAAUCUUCGUAAUCACUUCUUGCAUAUUGAGAUCAAGUGAAACAUGAAGCGUGGGAAGACGUUGACGCAAUUAAGAAAAGCAAUCACCUCUUAUGGGCUUAAAUAUCACUUGUUGCGAACAAAGGUUGGCCCUCUUUGGACGUACCAUUUUGCGAGGUUACGGCCAUUUCGCACGUUCCACUUGAUAUAAAGAAUGAGAUGGCAGAUUUUCUAUGAAGGAUGUAAAAAUUUAGAUCGGAAAUCUAACUUUCACUACACGCCAAUGAAUAAGAGCGAGAAGAUAUGGUCUUUAAUUAAUAUUAAUAGUUUAUAGUGAUCCAAGUAUAUUGUUUUGGUGUGCGUAGUUUUUAAGAUGUUAAAAUUAUACACACUUCAAUAAUGCAUACUUUUUAAACGAUUGAUAAGUUUACUCGCUUGUGCGAAAGUAAUUAUAAAACUAAUUACUGCGAUGUUUAAACUCAACCUUGGCUGUAUUUCUUGGUAUGCAAGCCAACAAUUAUCUCGACUCUUUUCGUUAUUUUUUUCAUCUCGUGUCUUUUAAUUAAAGAUUCGAACGAUAAUAAUUGAUAAUACAUUCUUAAUAAAAGUAAGACAUUAUAGGAUUAAUUUGUUUGUGUGUGUGAAUGAAAGAUUUAUAGAGACUUGUGUGCGUUAGUGUAUAUUGUAUUUCGUGUAUGUGUGUGUGCGUACCUAAGGCGAUAUAAUAUCGUAGAUAUUUUACGUCAUAUUGUAUCCUUUGAGCCUUACGAAUCAUAAUUUCACUCCAACAUAUGUCAACAUGUGUUUCGGUGUACACAAAAAUUAUUUUAUUUAAUUAGUUAACGGUUACGUAUAACUUUCGAAACCAUAUUUAUUCUUCGUUUGUCUUUCGUUUAUGUGACCUGAUUUAUGUUAAGUUUUAUUUCGUUUCUUAUUACGUAAAUUAUCUACGAGUAAGAGCCGAGUUUCAUUCGAUCGAACGUGGCGUUAAACAUCACCAAUGUAACACGAGAUUUGAAUGCGUUUCUUUUUGAAUUCAGGCAUUGUUAAAGCUCCAACUAAAACAUAGUUUCGACCUUCUGGAGCUCGGCUCUCUAAGCGUGUUUGUGACAUUCGUUACCAAAUAUCGCUGUACAUAAUAAGUGUACAAUAUGCUCAACUCAUUUAUUAUUGUAUCCAUUUAUUUUGUGCGAAAUAGGCUAUUUUAUUUUACUCAUACUGUAUAUAGCUGUAUUAAUUACUCUCUGUUAUGUGCAAUUUAUAAAGCGCCUGUAUACAAGUUCACGAAAUCAUCACAAAAUUAAUUCCAUUCAGAUAAUCUAUCCGUGUAAAUACUGCAAGUCAUUGGAUAAGUUACCCGUGUUGUAUCUUCAGAACCAAUUACCUCAAUCUUUAGUAUACACGUUAUGUACUAAGAGGUGUACAUGUAUUGUUCUUAAAUAGUAUUAAAUUAUUAGUUUUGUACGUUAUUGCACAAUAUUACUUAGGAAUAUAUUGUUACAUACCGUUGCGUUAAAAUAAAAAAUUAUCAUAUUACAAUUGUAAAUAAUGUUACUGUGGGAUAUAAUCGUUGAUAUUGAACGAAUUUAUUGUCGACGUAUAUGAAUAUGUUAUUGUCUAAAAUGUGCACUCAGAGCACGAUGUUUAUUACUUAAUAAAAAUAUUAGUCAUAUGCUAACUCUUCGUAUAGACCGACUCGACGACUGCGCUAGAUAUCACCAUAAUAGUGUAUUCCUUCUUCAUGCUUUAAUUUAAACGUCCAUAAUGUAAGGUUUCAAACGAUAUUUCAUAUGCAGCGGAGUAAAGUUGUGUAUAUUUGCUUCGUUGUAGCUACAGUCGUUGCGUCAGUCAUAAGGGGGAUUAAAAAGUGCGUAGAUUGCAUCCAAUGGGAGUCAAUGAAUUUUAUUUAUAUAGUAUAUAUAUAUAUAUUAUGUAGUCAUGUACGUAGCUCGUAUUGUUUGUAAAUACUUACUGUGUAAAGUGCUAAAUCAUGGAUAAUUUUAUAAAUAAUAGUUACAAUA